UUUUUUUUUUUUUUUUUUUUUUUUUUGCAUUGAUCCCCACUAUUGUACAACUAUUAAUUUCAAAUCAACUAUUAUUGAUCCCCACUAUUAUUUUAUACUGUCCACGAUAUAUCAACUUUAUAAAUUAUAGCUUAUUUUCCUUUAUAGGUUGACAAACAUAAAUAAAAACGUGUUGUUAACUAAAUAAUUACGGAGUAAUAAACAAAAUACGAUGUGAAACAAUACUCCCAAAUUUCAAAAAUAUUGGCCUCUAACACUUGUCAUGAUCUCCUAAUAAUAAACUCCUUGAUUUUAUCCAUGAUUACUGCUGUGUAAAAUCUCCAUAUUAUUCUCUUUUAAUUUCCUCAUUAAUCCUAUCCUUUGUAAUCUUUCGUUACCUUUCUUAAUUAGUUGCUAAUCCAGUAUAUGUCAAUAAAAUAUCAAUCACUUAAUUCACUUAUUCUCUAUUAAUUGACAUAGAUAACUAAAAGUCUAAAACUCAUCUUUAAAUUCCCAAUUAACGCAUUAACAACAACAACAUUAAUCCCAAAACAAUGGCAUCCUCACCUGCAACAACCACCCCCACCAACACCAACACCCUCCAAGACAGAGUCGCCAUUGUAACCGGCGCAUCCCGAGGAAUAGGUCGAGCAAUCGCACUCCACUUAGCAUCAUUAGGCGCAAAACUCGUAAUCAAUUACACCUCUCCAUCCUCCAAAACCCACGCCGAUCAACUCGUCUCUCAAAUCAACUCCACCACCACCACCACCACCACCCCACGCGCAAUCGCUAUCCAAGCUGACGUUUCCGACAAAUUUCAAGUAAAAUCUCUCUUCAACAUUGCCGAACAAACCUUCAACACUCAACCCCACAUCGUCGUCACCUCCGCCGACGUCCUCGACCCCAAAUACUCCUCACUCUUCGACAUCGAAGCUGCCGAUUUUGACCGCAUCUUCUCCGUCAACACCCGCGGCACCUUCCUCUGCAUCAAGGAGGCAUCUAAGAGAAUCACCCGCGGCGGUGGCGGGAGAAUCGUGACAAUGUCGUCGUCAACAGUGGCGUCUUUGAAGGUGAAUAAAGGGGCUUAUACGGCGUCGAAGGCGGCAGUGGAAAUCAUGACGAAGAUAUUGGCAAAGGAGUUGAAGGGGAGUGGGAUUACGGUUAAUGCGGUUGCACCCGGGCCGAUUGCGACGGAGAUGUUCUUUGAUGGGAAAUCGGAGGAGAUGGUUAAGAAAGUGGUUGAUGAUUGUCCUUUAGGAAGGUUGGGGAAGGUGGAAGAUGUUGCUCCUAUUGUUGGGUUUUUGGCUAGUGAUGCUGGUGAAUGGGUUAAUGGUCAGGUUAUUCGAGUUAACGGUGGUUAUGUUUGAGUUUCAUGUAUUCGGGUCUAAUUGACGCAUUAUUAUUUUAUCUUUGAAAAUUAGAAACAAUAAUUCCAACUUUUAUCAAUUUCGAUGGAAGUUGGAUUUCGUGCUAUGCACGAUUUUUCAAUCUUUGGCACGGAGUAUCAAUUUAAAAUGAGUUAGUCUUAAAUGCUCUUGGAGUACCUUGAGCAUGAUAUUCUUUGGGUACUAUACUAACAUGAUAUGCGUUAUUAUGUUAAAACCAUGACUUAAUUUAGAUUGAAUCUUAUAUUAUUUUGAUAAACUAUAAUGUUAUUUGUUUAUACAUUGUGAUAUUUUAUUAUAUUAGCCUUUUGUUAUUAUGUUUAAAUCAUAUGAUCUUUCUAAUAUUUUGCUUAAACUUGAUUUAAGUACAAUUGUAGGGUCUAAGUUUUUCAUUUUUUCACCUUUUGGGACCUAAGUUUUUUUUUCACCUUUUGGGACCUAGAGUUAAGAAUCCGGCAACUUAACUCAUCUUUAACUCACCUGAGCAAAAACUUAGUCCCUUUGCAUUAAAUAACGUGUAAAAAACAACAUUCAUUGAUAAAAACAUAAUCCCUUCAUUAAAUAUUUCAAAACCAAAAAACAUAGACCCUUAAUAAUUUUUGUCAAAGCAAUUCACUACAAUUUUUUUCAACGAACAGAAAUUG
Molecule: messenger RNA, 2008 nt
Organism: Chenopodium quinoa (quinoa)
Lineage: Eukaryota; Viridiplantae; Streptophyta; Magnoliopsida; Caryophyllales; Amaranthaceae
Product: NADPH-dependent aldehyde reductase-like protein, chloroplastic
Exons: 1
Coding region: 534-1346 (270 amino acids)
Molecular function (GO): oxidoreductase activity
Source: RefSeq, a predicted model, not a curated record